This is a messenger RNA of Solanum dulcamara, 1060 nucleotides long. RefSeq names its product GEM-like protein 4. The coding region runs from base 81 to 788 and encodes 235 amino acids. The transcript is spliced from 4 exons. The record is from RefSeq and is a predicted model, not a curated record. NCBI's taxonomy places the organism in Eukaryota, Viridiplantae, Streptophyta, Magnoliopsida, Solanales, Solanaceae.
CUUUCACACGCAUAAAUACUUGCACGUUAUAUUCUUUGGAUAAACAAAUUAAAAAUAGUCGAUAAUAUUCAACUCUAACAAUGAACAAACAUCACAAUUUUCAGGAAGAUUAUCAGCUAAAUUCUUCUGGCAGUUCUUUAGCCAUGAACUCCUCUUUUGGGACAACACCAGAAAGGCAUUCUUCUUUUUCUCAAGAUUCUGAAUCUGCUGCCAGCGCUCUUCAUAGCCCAUCUUCUUCAGAUUACUCACCAAGAAUUACUCCAAGUCAGGAUGAUUCAUCUGUAAUUAUUCAAAAGAGGAAAUUGGGGAAGAAGGCAAAAAGUUAUGCAUAUAGAAUUCGUGAGCAUGUGAAGUUGGGUCCGAACUUUUCAGAAACGGUGAAGGGGAAAUUGAAGAUAGUGAAAGAAGGAGGGAGAAGAAAUAUAUUCAGGCAUAUGUUUAAUGUGAAUGAAGGAGAGAAACUGCUCAAGGCAUCGCAGUGCUAUUUGUACACAACAGCAGGUCCAAUUGCUGGGAUUUUAUUCAUAUCAACAGACAAAAUUGCUUUCUGCAGUGAAAGACCCAUCGCUGUUCCUUUUCCCUCUGGGGGAAUUCUUAGAACACCUUACAAGGUGGUUAUUCCAGUGAAGAAAAUUAAAAGAGCUCAUCCGAGUGUGAACGAGAACAAACCAUCUCAAAAGUACAUUGAGAUAGUAACUGAAGAUAAUUUUGAAUUUUGGUUUAUGGGUUUUGUACGUUAUGAAAAAGCUUUCUUGAAUUUACAAAAAGCUAUUUCAAUGUCGAAUUAAAUGUUUUAGACAUUAGAAUCUUUAGUACUCUAUAGAUUUUUUUUUCUUUUUUAAUUUUUGUUGAAUUGGUGGCAUUUUAUUAGGACUGUUUAUCCAUCGUUUACCUUUCUGUCAACGACUAUAGUUUCAAAUUUCAACUAUUUUAGCUAUAGGGAUAUGAAUUUUAUGUUCAGGUGUAGUUAUCUAUGGUCAUUUGGAGUACUUUUGGACUCCCUGUUUGACUUGAAAAGUAUGAAAGCUCCUAAUAAUUAAGUUCUACCAAUUGAUUAAAA